This is a messenger RNA of Lampris incognitus (smalleye Pacific opah), 867 nucleotides long. It is a transcript of the gene ppa1a, whose product is annotated as inorganic pyrophosphatase 1a. Gene Ontology annotation, biological process: phosphate-containing compound metabolic process. The coding region runs from base 1 to 867 and encodes 288 amino acids. Gene Ontology annotation, cellular component: cytoplasm. The record is from RefSeq and is a predicted model, not a curated record. The transcript has 11 exons. Lineage: Eukaryota; Metazoa; Chordata; Actinopteri; Lampriformes; Lampridae. Gene Ontology annotation, molecular function: magnesium ion binding; inorganic diphosphate phosphatase activity.
AUGAGCUUCACCAUCGAGGAGAGGGGGAAGCCAAAUACCCACGAUUACAGAGUGUUUUUCAAAAACGCUGAUGGGAAGUAUAUCUCUCCUUUCCAUGACAUACCCAUCUACGCUAAUGAGGCAGAGAAUAUAUUUCACGCUGUGGUGGAGAUUCCAAGAUGGACUAAUGCAAAAAUGGAGAUUGCUACCAAAGAUCCUAUGAAUCCACUGAAACAAGAUGUGAAGCAGGGAAACCUUCGGUAUGUCGCUAAUGUGUUCCCUCACAAAGGAUAUAUCUGGAAUUACGGCGCGAUCCCACAGACAUGGGAAGACCCGGGGCACAAGGAUAGUGACACAGGAUGCUGCGGUGACAAUGACCCCAUUGACAUAUGUGACAUAGGAAACAAGGUGUGCUCCCGAGGAGAGGUCAUCAAGGUGAAAGUUUUAGGAACCUUGGCUCUGAUUGAUGAAGGUGAAACAGAUUGGAAGGUCAUUGUGAUCAAUAUGGAGGAUCCUGAGGCCGGCGCCUUUAACAAUAUUGAUGAUGUAAGAAAACUUAAGCCGGGCUACCUGGAGGCGACAUUCGAUUGGUUCAAGAGAUAUAAAGUCCCGGAUGGAAAACCUGAAAACCAGUUUGCAUUCAACGGAGAGUUCAAGGACAGGGACUUUGCCAUCGCAACAGUCAAGAGUACCCAUGAGUUUUGGAAAGCACUGAUUUCUAAGAAGACGGAUUCUGGUGAGCUAAGCUGCAUGAACACCUCCGUCUCGCAAAGCCCAACCUGCUGCUCCAGUGCCGAUGCCAAAGCCGUCGUUGAUGCUGCGUGUGCUUUUGGAGCCGAAGAUUCCCUUCCAAGUUCAGUUGAUAAAUGGUUCUACUAUGAGAAGUAA